Salvia hispanica is the source of this 819-nucleotide messenger RNA. Lineage: Eukaryota; Viridiplantae; Streptophyta; Magnoliopsida; Lamiales; Lamiaceae. The record is from RefSeq and is a predicted model, not a curated record.
AAGGUAAUCACUAACAAGAGCCAUCCCUUUUCUUGAGAAACCAUAUUUGUCAAACCAAACAAAUCCUAAAACUUUAGAUAGCUGAGUGUAAUUUCUAAUUAAAGGGUUUGUAAAAAAUAAAAAUAAAUAAAAAUUAUAGUAGUCCUAGUUUUCAGCUGGAAGAAAAAUGCCGACGGCCGCCGUGAAUGUCGCUGCCGCUUCCUUACCGCCUCCCAAACGCCUCUUGUUCGACCGUCGCUACGGUUGGAUAUUGGAUGAGUGGAAAGAGCCAUCUGUGGAAGCCUUAUCUGGUGGCCGCGGAAUGUUCUGCGUCAUUCCUCUAGCAAAAACAUUGAUUCAGAAGGCAUCUGAAACGUUGGGGUGUUAUUAUGGUGUCGUUUACUUCGGGUGGUGAGGAAACGAAGGCCAAUAAUGUGGAGGAACCAAGUCUAGUUCGCUCUGAAAUCAGAGUUGAUUAUUGAAAGAGUAUGCUGAUCAAUCCCCUUAGACUAAGAAGCUGCAAGCAUUGGAUUAUGCUUUAUCAUUUGUAUCGGCAUGAAGAGACCAUUCUUCUAUGCUAAAUCAGAGGUGUGAUUAAUGUAGAAUGGAGAAAAGCAGCCUUGUUCAAUAAAAUAAUAACGGUUAAUUGCCAAGAAAAAGAAAUUGGCACAUGAAAACAAGUUUGUAUUUUUUGCAAAUAAAAAGAGCUCUAGUCCAUGCAUCCUAUUCUUCCUGAAGUAUCUUCUUGCUGUGUCAUGAUAAUGCAAAGCACCCUCUCUUCUCUUGGCUUCGUUUCACUUUCAAGUUUCGUCAUGUCUCGGCUAAGGCUACUGCUCUGUG